AUGCGCUUCAAGGCUGCCAUUCAGAAUGUCAAUACCUUCGCGAAGCUGGCUGCUUCCCUUGCUUCACUUGGGCCUGUGGCGUGGGUCCGGCUGAACGAGGAUGAAGUACGAUUCACCAUAAUCCCCGAGCAGGGCACUCAAGUCUGGGCCGUGCUCGCAAUCGAUGCCAUCUUCGACGAGGACUACAACAUCCAGUCCGCAGCCAACAACGUCAUCAACCUUGAAGUGCCACUUGCACCUUUGCAACGUGCCCUCAAAUCAGCCUUGACCGCCACCUCCGCCUCGAUUCGCUUAACGAAAAAGGACAACACCCCUGUGUUAUCUCUGACCAUCAUCACCAAUCCUCUCGGCAGCGGCACGCAUGGCGCAUUUGGCUCAGGUGGUCCGAGCGAUACUUAUGGAUUUGGUGAAGGCUCGCUAGUGACGCAGGAUGGCAGCGAGCGCGAGACCAGAGUCACUCAGGAUGUUCCGGUGCGAGUACUGAACCCCAAUAAUGUCGAAGGUAUCCACGAGCCCCGCUGUAGAGAGCCGGACGUUCAUAUUCUCUUGCCGUCUCUCCUGCAACUGAAGAGCAUCUCCGAUCGAUUCACCCGAUUGGCUUUGGCAGCAAAGGCCAACGGCACAGGAGGCGGCGGAGCUGGUCCUCGCCUGGAGAUGUCCGCAAACAUGCACGGUUGCCUAAAGCUGAGCAUUCGGACGGAUGCGAUGAACAUUUCAAGUGUCUGGACAGGGCUGUCGAACCCUGAGCUCGACCCAUCUCACAUCGAGGGCGGCGAAGAUGGCAUCAAACAACACCCCAGCACUAGAAUGAAGGAGCUCGGAAGCGCGGACGGACGCAGCGAAGAGGGUUGGGCCACUGUGCGCAUUGACGGCAAGGACUGGAGCAAGGUUAUGUCAGUGGGCAGGCUGUGCGGCAAAGUUAUUGCCUGUUUCUCUGACGAGCAUGCCCUCAUCCUUUACGUCUAUCUGCCCAAUGACGAAGACGGUCGGGAGGAUUCGGUUUUGACCUACUACGUGAGUUCGUAUAGUCAGUGA
This is a messenger RNA of Diplodia corticola, 1035 nucleotides long. Its product is annotated as cell cycle checkpoint protein. The transcript has 6 exons. The coding region runs from base 1 to 1035 and encodes 344 amino acids. Lineage: Eukaryota; Fungi; Ascomycota; Dothideomycetes; Botryosphaeriales; Botryosphaeriaceae. The record is from RefSeq and is a predicted model, not a curated record. Gene Ontology annotation, biological process: telomere maintenance; nucleotide-excision repair; mitotic DNA replication checkpoint signaling. Gene Ontology annotation, cellular component: checkpoint clamp complex; nucleolus; site of double-strand break.